This is a messenger RNA of Culex pipiens pallens (northern house mosquito), 9709 nucleotides long. RefSeq lists its product as uncharacterized. The transcript has a single exon. Bases 27 to 9377 code for a protein of 3116 amino acids. The record is from RefSeq and is a predicted model, not a curated record. Lineage: Eukaryota; Metazoa; Arthropoda; Insecta; Diptera; Culicidae.
GGAAGGUUGGCAGAACAAUAUCAAGGAUGGAGGGAUUGUUUUUGAAGCUGUCGGGAACACCGAAUAAGUUGAGUGGCGUUGGAGAUACUGAAUGGGUGACGGUUGGGGAUUGGACUUAUGUUCGAAGUGAUGGGAACUUGCUGUCUUUCAAGAACGAACCUGGUGGAAAAUUUGCUCUUGAGACAAAAUAUGAAAAAGUCUUUGAGAUGCCACUGUACUAUCGAUUCUUUCCCUGGACUGUGUGUCAUUUGAAGAACUCUGCAAAGAUUUUGGUUGUGCGAGAUGAAGAAGGAAUGUCGGCUUAUGAACUAUCGGGAAACAGCAAGGGGGCGAAAAGGGCAAUUGUAAUGGAUCAAGUGGUUAAUCAAAAAUUCGAUGAAGAUUCUACGGAAGAUAGUGUUGAGCUUGUGUCAUUGCUGCAAACGGACGGAAUCGUGGUGAAGAUAUUCGAACUUGGCGUUAAUCAAAUGUAUAAACUUAACCUGGCAACGGACAGAAAUGCAUUGAUAGAAGUGGGUUCAGUGGAUGAGAACUACUUGGUACUGGCUUCUGGACCAUCGGAAUACCAUUUCUUUCGAAUGGAAAAAGGAAAGCUUUUGGGAUACACCAUGGAGAGCAAUUUAAGUGUGAAGAAGGCCACUGUUGGCGAUUUUGCAGGAGGAAAAAUUAUUGCCAAUGUGUCCAAAGUGUAUGUUACGAAAUUGGGAUCAUCAAAGGCAUAUCUGUUUGCAAGCGAACUUGGUUUACAUGUGUACAAAUUGGACGGUAAAAAUCUGAAAUUCGUUUGCUUGAAUCAAGAAUUUUCAACCAACGAAGGUUGGACUGAGGAUCACUGGAAAACUGUGAAAUUGGUCGAAUCAAGCAAUAUUUCUUAUCUCGUGUUUACCGGACCAAAGGGGGUUGGCAUCAUAAAGAUUACUGAAAACUGUGAAAACUUAACCAUUAUUGAUGCUGAUUUGCCCAUCGAGCAAAAACAUGGAACUGUUUUGGCAAUAAAUCCAUCAUCAGGCGAUAAGUUGGAGCUUCUUGUUCUAAACGGAAAUGCUGUGGAAUCUUUUGCUGUUAAAGUGGAAACCCCUAUCAAAUCCGAACAAGUUACUGAAAAUCCAAUCAGCGCUCUCGAUUAUGGAUCCAUGGUCAAGUUGGAUUCCGAUAUCCAAAAGCAAGUAACUAAUCAACCUCCGGUUAAACCGUCCCUCUGGCUCGGUGAAACACUGGACACCGCUUCGAUCGCGGAUGGGGUCGAUCGGACCACGGGACAGCUGAGCUUCACCCUACCAAUCAUAGAUCUGCGCUCCAAGUUUGGCGUUCCGAUUCGGCAUACGUUCUACUUCAACCAACCGGAAGAUGGCACCGGAGUGGACCCUGGAGUGCUUGGGAAGUACUGGAGCCGAUCGAUGGACUUUAUCUACGUGGACAGGAAGGACACGGUGUUUGAGGAUGAGUUUGAGUACUUUUUGGUCAGCGGUGGGACGAAGGUCAAGUUGGAGUGGGUGAGGAGUGAUGGUGGGAAGGAGGUGUUUAAAUUUGAAGACACUGUUAUGAAAUAUCACAAGAAUGGUGAUUCUGGCAAGUGGGAAGUUAUUACGAAGGAUCUUGUAUGCUGGUAUGGGGAAAGUGAGAGUUCGAUCCGCUGGACUCUGGGCUGGCCCAACUGGAAUGGUAAAGGAACUGAUGAAGGAAGUGUUCUGAAGCGUCCUUUGGAGUGGCAUUUGAGCAGUGCGAAAUCUGCUGUAGGAGAUUCAGUGGUUCAAUAUGAGUAUAAAAGUGAAGUGGUCACUGUUAAAGAUAAGGUCCAUUAUACCAAAGAUAUAGUUUUGAAAACAAUUGAAGACAAAGCAGAAGGCAUUUCAAUCAAUUUUUCAUAUAAAACUGUUAAAAGAUCUGACGCAAAUAUCAGCACAAAAGAUCAAUCAAAAUGUAGAGUAGUUUUUGAAGACAGUCAUCUUUUGACAGGAUUCGACAUCGAAACAGAUAACCAUGUUCAAAAUAUCACUAUUUCUUAUCAAAAUGAACAGUUCCUUACGAAAAUCAGUCAUAACAGUAAGGAUGUAAUAUCAUUCGAAUACAACAACUUAAAAGUCACGAAAGCAACCCUGCCAUCAGGUGAAACUAUUACAUACACAUAUAAAGAUAUAAUCAUGAGUAAGGAUUCGUUAACGCAAAAAUUCCAGGAUACAUCAAUUUUAUUCACAGGACCAUCCUACACUAUCGUAUCUCAUGUACAAAAUAACAAAACUAUCGAAAUGCAACUGCUAGACAUCAACGCUUCUCAAGAAAUGUCCAAAAAGCAGACUUUGAGUGUAAGUUUAAAUGACGAUAUCAGCAAUCUAAACAUCUUGGCACAACAAAACUAUUUCAUAGUAAAUGCAAAAACCAAAGAUAUAAAUACCUUGACGAUCUUUAUGAAAAAUCUAAAUGUUGACAGUUGGAGCUUGAAGGAAACGCAAAAACACCAGCAAUUUGUCAAUUUGAUGGCCAAAGACGACCAUUGGAUGUUGCUAACUAAAAACUCACAAAACUUUUUGUUGCUAACCUAUAAUAAGCUUAACGAUGCAAAAACUGGAUUCACAAAACAUGAGAGUACAUUGAAAACCAAGGUAAAAUCUGGAGUAACUUUCACCACCAAUGGGGUUGCUUAUUUUUGUAAAGAAGGAGUCUUUUUACUACAGUAUAGAAACAAAUUUGAAGAAUACAGAAUUAGUAGCUCUGAUUUUACGACAAAAACUUUGUCUACACUAGAUAAAUUCCAUAUUCAUUCAUAUCCUAAAGAGGAGGCUAAAAAGUUCGAAAACUACAAACGUGACCUAGAAGAGUCAUUUUUGGAUGGUAUCACUUCAUUUAAUAAUGUAAUAAUUGUAAGAGAAAUUACGAUUACAGGCUCUAAACUUGAAGCGAUUUUAAAUGUGUUUGUGUUAGAUUCAAAUCGCAAAACAGUUACCGAAAGAUCAGAAAUUAUACCAGGAGUAAUUGAUUUGAACCAGUGGCAGUUGGAAUUGACUGUGAAACCGAAUGAUCUCCCACAUGAGUGUUUAUUUAAAUUUGAAAACACUAAAAAUAAAUGGACACUUUCAGUAAAAAAACAUACCACAAGGGAACCAAACACAAAGCAGUUCGAAGAAUUUUUCCUGGGAAUUUUGAAACUUCCCCUAGAUUUCGAGCAGUUUAAGUUGUUCCAUGGUGGUGAUUCAGUAAUUUGCGCAUCUCACAAGCUUACUUUUGAUGGUCAAAGCUUAAGAAAAGUUGAAUUACCGAAAAAGGAGGUUAAGAUACAAGAGAUCGAUCUACAAAUUGCGAAACGUGUUUGGAUUAAAAAAGAUUCGCCCGAUAGUGAUAUAAAAUUGCUUGUUAAAAAUGACGGAACUCAACAAGUAAAAUCGUUGUCGGUGAGCAGGUUGGACCACAUGACAAUAAAACCACCAGUUUACGUGGCUUUUAAAGCUCAUGAUAAGCAUUCGUUAGUAAAGAUGGAAAAAUCUGGCACCACUCUAGGUGAGGUACUUACAAUCCAGGGAAAAAUAUUGAAAUUUUCCACUGAAAGACUGCUGGUAACAAGUCACGAGCAGAAAGUCCUCAUCACACCAAUGAGAGCCGUAGAUCUCAACAACAACUUCAAAGUAAACGCCAUAGUGGCGGAAAAGCGUGGAAUCUACGCAACAUCGUACAUUUUUGAUCCCAAGUCACCCAUUAUAACAGGUCACAACGUUGCCUUCAAGAAAGUACAGAUCAUCCCCAACGGAGACUUCAGCUACGGUUCGUUCGAGCAGGUGACGAACUUUUUCGACAGGUCUCGCACCGUCAACGUGCUCGACUCGAUGAAUAAAACCGUCGUUGAGGACUACAAGGGAUCCCCGGAAGAGAGGGACGAGCCCGGUACAGUUAACGGGACGUUUGUUCUGUACGAUAAGUAUGGGAGAAAUGUCAUUUCUGAUUUUAGACCGUACGCUAUAGAUUCACAGCAAGUGGAUUUUGUAGGAUUUGAACGGUAUGAGAAUUUGAAAUCACGUAAAUGGAACAUUGAUGAAAGCAAAAUACGGAGAAAUAAAUUUUCAGGAACUGGCAAGAGUUUUUACAGAUUAGAUUCAAAAGAUCUUCAAGGAAGCUAUACUUUGAAGGACUUUCAACAAGCCCAUAUUAUCAGCUCUUGGAUUCGCACAGAAAAAGGUUUGAAAAUCAAUUCUGAAACAGACAUCCUCACAGUUCAGGUUGGAAGCAAGCCUAUAAAAGCUCAUGUCAGAGAUCAAAUCAACGACUGGUUCCACAUUGAAGUGUUGAUUAGUCCUGAUAACAGCGCAAAAUCAAAUCAAAAGAUCGUUAUAACUUUCAAGAAAGGCUCUCACUCCUUUGUCGAAAUCGAUCAUGUUCGACUUUCCCCGCUGGACUUUAGCUUCCGGGCGAUCAUCUUCGACGAGUUCCGUAACAACCCAAUAGCGGUCCUCAGACAUAACGGACGCACGGUCCAGUAUCUGUACGAUGACUACGGGCGCAAGAUUGGGGAAGUUGAUGAAAGGGGAAGCGUGACCAAGCUGGUGAUCUACUCGAAACAACCUGCGCAGAAUGAUGUUUCGUCGAUCGUCAACCUGCAACCUGUUUCCGGGUUUGUAGAGAGUAUGUCCCCGUACACGGUUGGAUUGAUUUGGGAUUUUAAGGGCAAUUGGAGUUUCUCUCCCAAACGGGCUAGUAUCGGAUCUGGAUCAGGAACAAUGAAAUACAAGCAGUCAUUGACAGAUUGCUCUAAUAUCGGUGUCCGAUUGAUGAUCAAUCGAGCUCAGGGUGGCACGCUGAAGAUCAAAUUUAGUAGCAGUGAUCCCGGAAUCGAUGUAUCCAGUCUGAUGUCCGAAAAUUAUGGAGAGAUAGCUGUCGCGAGGUACAAGAAGUUCUUCUCAGUUUGGAUCGAUGGACAUUUGAAAAAGGAGGAGUUAAAUCAGUGGAAUCAAUCUAAAGAGCUGAGUAUCGAAGUGUCUGGGAAGGUUGACCUCUCGGAUAUAGUUGUCAUGAAAGACGUGGAUCUCAUGAUCGAAUACAACAAUGCCAAAGGACAACCGGUUCAGCAAAUCAGUGUGGAAGAUGAUGACCACAUUACCAUGCGUGGAUUUGUGUACGAUGCCGUUCAACGAGAAAGUGUUGAGACUGUUUGGACUCGUCAUAGAAUUGAUGUGCUGAGAGGAAAGGUCUUGGAAUACAAACCUGAUUAUGUCGAACUAAAAAGUGGUAAAGUACUCGGAUCCAUAGUAACUAGCACAAAAUCUGUAUACCAAGAUUACCCAUUUACUAUGAUAAGCUACGUAGCAUGUCCCUUGACCAUUCGUCAAAAAAUUGGUCUUCCAGGAAAGGAAAACAACAUUGAUUCAAACCGAGCAGUUACUUACAGCAGAUCAACUAGCAAUAACUUUCUCAUGGUACUAUUUCCCGCAAUGGACGGAUUCCGCUACGAAGAACAACAUCUCCCAAAUGGAGCAAACAAUACGCAGGUAUACGACAACCGAGAUCGCAAGGUAGCGGAGUACGUCUCAGUGCCAAAGUACGACAACAUUUUAACCACUUAUCAGUACGAUGAAGCCGGAAACGUCGUUGAAGUAUUGCGGCCAAACUUCCAUGAGGUGGUAAACACAAAGGCUAAAGCUCAGAAAUUUGAGAACUUCUUAAAGCAAUUGGAUGCUUCGGGAAAAGUCAGCAGAACUAAGCAGAGAGAGCAUAAGGAGUACAACACAUUCAGGCAACUUACAUUGAAGGUAACACCUGAUGCUGGGUUGUACAGAUUUCUGUACGAUCACUUCCGUCAGCUGCGCUUUGUGGUUCAUUACAAGAAUGAAAAGGAAAUCGAUAAGGUGUUUUUCCACAAGUACAAUCCGAGUGGUGAGAUGUACGAGUUUGGAGUGUUGGACAGUGAAAAGAAUCUAGAACAGUUAAAGACCCACGCUAAUGAUGUAACUUACCCAGUUCCAACAACUAACUUUAUCCGCUUCGACUACGGUGACACGGACACGUACUCGUCGUACCGCAGCCGAAAGCAGUCUUCACUGAAGGUAGACAAGUUCGGGAGCACUAGCGAGACCGUGUACUUCAACGAGGACGGUAACGUACUGAUGAGAUCGUACGUCGAUCCCGUGGACAGCACCAGGACCAUGGACGUGGCGUUCAGCUACGAGCGAAACAAUGUGAAGGAGAUCAUCUACCCAGUGAAGUAUCAAGGCAAGAAUUUGGUGGUCAGUUACACACAUAAUUACAAAGGACAGGUGAUUGCUGUGGGGACACGAACUAAACCCCACCUGUUUGCAACCAUCAAACAUAAUCCGCAAGGUAAGGCUGAAGAAAUGUUGUACAUGCCGGAUGAUACAAACAAAUUUGCCGUGACAUUUGCUUAUAAUGCAGCUGGAAACAUGAUCAGCAUCGACAGCAGCUUUAUUAAAGAGAUUUUAGAUUAUAAAGCCGGUAAAGGGUACAAUGCCAACAACGCAGGAGAUGGAUCAAUUCUUCGAACGACUUUUGAGGCAAAAUGGCACGAUAAGUGUAACCGUAAGCAACUUAGGAUCACAAUUGGCGAUAUGUUGAAGCGGGGAUUGAAAUUUUCCAUAGCAAAAAAAUGUUUGGAAAAGCUCAAAGCGGCGAAAUAUUUGGAUGAUGCUUUAGUGCCAAUAAAAACGUUGCGUAAACAAACCGAAAGUGACGCUUGCUUCAGUGGUACAACGUUCAAUAAACUGUCCUCGAUUCUUGUAGGUAAAGGAUUCCCUGGAAAGUAUGGGCACGCGUACGAUUACGGAAGUCAUGGCGAAAUGACGAUUGCCAAGUACUUCACAGGAAGCGAGGACCCUUCGGUUAUAGUUCAAAACAAUAAAAUUACCAUGAUAGCUGACGCAAGUCCAGGUGACGUUGAGUCGUUCAAUAUUGAUCCCAACGGCAAUCACAAACUAUUUUACACUGGAAACGUUCGACACGAGUUGACUUACAAAGAACAUUCGAAUCAAAUUGGUACGGUGAAAGUAGGAUCAAACCAGAAAUCCCACAAGUUUGAACAUAAUUCUGAUGGUAAUGUAUUCAGCGCGGAGUACAAGAACAUUAUUAGUCUGGAGUACGACCAUGUUGUGGAUCGAGUUUCGAAGAUUACAAUGAAGGAUGGAACUACAAUUGAUCUCGGUUAUGAUAUAAGGGGUGAAAGGACUUUUAAGAAGGUAACAACUCCGUCGGGAAAGAUCAUUGAAACGUAUUACAUACGGGAUAUUAAAGCACGUUGCUUGAUGGACAUGAAGCUUGUGUAUCAAGAUCGAAGCAUGAAGAAACCACUGAUCACGUUGACUACGUACAUCCAUGGUCCAUUGGGAUUGUUGGGAUUCAUCAGGAAUAACGUUUUCUACAGUGUUAUCGCUGAUCACGAGGGAUCUACCCGGUUGGUCGUGAAGAACGGUGAAGUGGUAGCUGCGUAUGACUACCUUCCGUACGGUGGACGAAUGCGGUUCUACAACUCGGAUCCUGAUGGUUACGUGGCCUUCCAGUACACGGGGCAGGAGUUUGACGAGGAGACGGGUCUGUAUAACUACCACGCGAGGUUGUACGAUCCGGAACUGGGCCGGUUCUACCAGACCGACCCCCAAGAAGAAUUUCCGAGUCCGUACAAGUACGCUGGAAAUUCUCCAGUGAUGAAUACCGAUCCAGAUGGAGAGUUGGCGUUCCUACUCGUAUGUAUUGUAGCAGCCGUGUUUGGUGCCUAUUUGGCAGCGGCGGCUGUUAGCAAUAGCUGGAAUCCCGCAAAAUGGAAUUGGAGAUCGGGUCAUCUCUGGUUGGCACUAUUUGGAGGAGCGUUAGCAGGGGCAAUGCUUCCAAUCGGUGGAGCAGCGACAUUCUCAACUUUUGCCUCGAUCGGAGGUGUCGUAUUUGCGACAGCAGCUACGGCAACUAUUGUGCUGGCCGGUGCAUACCUGGGAAUGGCUGGGGCAGCUAAUGACUUCAACCCGGCAAAUUGGGACUUUACCAGUCCGGCGCUUUACAGUGGAAUGUUGAACGGAGCUUCCCUAGCGGUUAACAUCCCUUCCGGAGUGGUUGGAGUUUCUCGAACUAUGGCGACCUUUACCACGGCCAAAACCAUGUACGGUGCGGCGAUUGUUGGUGGUUCUUUACUUUUUGGGUACGGUUCAGCGGUAUUUGCCAACAACAUGACAUGGAAUCCGGCAAAGUGGGACUGGAAUGCCCGGACUGUGUUUGCGCUUUUCGAAGGAGGUACGACGAUCCUGAUGGCGACUAGUGCCUUUGUAAAACGUGGCCCACAGAAGGCACUUUUGCCCAAAAAACCCGCGAGCAUUUCAACGGCGCCUACCAAACGGUGGGUCAAGAAGUUUAAGCAUAGCGAGUGUCGAUUUGACGCGUACAACGAUGGGAUCGGAGAUGAGCUAGGAAAGCUUCGCUACCAGCAAGUUAUGACUGGUGUUAAGGGAAAGAUGGGCCCGGUGAAACCACCUCCUGGGAUGACCAAGGAGUUCAUUGCCGGACUACCGACUGUCAAAACCCUCGGUGCAACGGCUGUUGUUUCGGCAAUUAUGCUUAGUGAAGAUCUGUCCAAGUUCAAGGUUUACUUCACGAGGUUGGAAUCAAACUCAACGAAUGUCACAGAAACAAGUACAACUCCAAAGCAAUUCUUAAGAGGCAAGAGAUUCGCUGACUUUAACCCUGCUAGUCCCUCAAGCGGCACUAGAAUGUUCGAUAACAUCAAAAAGUUCUUCCAGUUUAGAACAGAUUUCUUAACUGACGACAAGUUAAACAAGGAAUCUCCAUCAACCGAUGUCACAGAACAUACCAAAAGACCAACCCCAAAACCAAUCAAGAUUCAUUCCCUCACCAACUGCAUCGCAAUGAAUCCGGAUCGUUCGUUCUACGAGUGCUUCCAAUCAACCGCCAAAGUGCUUCUUUUCGCCCAGAAUCCAUCACUGGAGCCCGGAAGUGGUCCCGAGCGCAUAGACCGUUGUGUUCCGUUGCAUUGGCACGGACAACCGUCGGUGGGCUGUCAAGGGCAGCAGUUUGGCUUCAUCUACACGCCGUACGAAGCGACCAAGAUGUUCAGCUUCCUCGACGGAUGGUUGAUGUUGGCACGAGUCGGGCUGCAGGUGGUUGAAAAUUGGAGGCAGGUUGAGGAAAAGAUGGAACGGGUUUGUUGGGAUGAGGAAGACGUUGGAAAAUAUUAUGGGCAAUUGGGUGAAAUAGAAGAAAUUUUGAAUCGAAAUAAGAGGGGACCUUUCAAAUGGGCCAAAUUUCAACUAGAAGAGAUGCGAACUGAUUUGGAGGAGUUCAAGUCUAGAAGGAGCAUAACGGCUUUGGCGAAAAUGGUAUUCGAGGAAAAGUUGGCUGCUCUAAGGGAUGAUUUAAUUGAGCAAAUUUCGUGCAGUUCGUAAAUAUAAUUUGUUAGAAAAGUUAAAAUUUUAAAAUAAGCCAAUGGUGUACCCGCCGUCGAGCAAUUUUUGACAGUUCGCUCCAUAAGAAAUACAUUAUAGAUAAAAGCAAAAACUGCUCGACGGCGGGUGCUCCAUUCAAAAUAAAAUAGUUACAUUGAAUUAAUUUUAUAAUUUCAUCCUUAUCUUUAUAACACAGUUCAAAAACUGAUCAGAGAACCCAAAAGCGUUACUUUCGCUUAAUAAGUUGAAAGAAAUAUAAAGAUAAACAACAGUAAAAGUAUAAUUCAAAAUAAGUGUAAUAUUAUCUUGCUAAAAAGUAAAUUUCCUUGUAU